AUGGCAACUUGGGCAUACCCACCUUUACCUCCAGAUUCGUUGGAACGGGAAGCGGCCAGUGCUUUGGACUCUCUAGCGGCAUUGAGGGAUGGCCUUCGUGAGUGCGCUGCAUUGCUGGCUCCGAAGGAGCCUGGCUCGACGCUGGUGCUGUCCUCCCUCCGGUCAGAGAGCGUCAAAGGCUUCGUGACCAGAGUUGGAACCAAAAUCGUGAAGGGGGACAUACAACUGCGCCUUAGCUCCCUUGCAUCUGCUCGUGGCACUCCCACUACCCGUCUAUGCUUAUCCAACACUCCUGGCGCUCCAGAGCUCGUCCUUAAACAAUUGUCGUCCGUGCGAGAUCUCAUCAAUCAGAGCCUCGAUGUCGUAGAUGUAAGCACAUGGACCGGUGACCCACUGGAUGCCAGUUUCAUCUUCGGUCAACUGCAUCUUUUGCAUGAAACUAUUACGGAGGCGCGGCACAUGCUGAAAGGGGAGAGCGAUGAUGUGCAAGGCAAGUGGUGGGAAACCAGUGCGGAGGAGGAUAUGUUCGACCCUCCACUGCCGCCAUACCUCUCAUUCCACCUCUCCAUUGCGGACUCAGCUCUUGUGCUCUAUCUGAGAACACUUGACACCACUGCGCCUUCUUCUCAUGCGCCGACAGCCUUUGCUACCGAUAUCUCGCUUACUGGGUUCAACAUUCGAGACCGAUUGUUCGGGCCACGGCAUCGCCCUCAUGACGAGAUGGGCGAUAUCUUCGUCUGGAAAGGAGAGGAGGUGAAAGUAAAAGAGAAGAUUCGUGUUGAGAGCCAGGAUCCUAGUCUGAUGGCGGUCAUGGCAAAACUGACGGCUCUUGAGCACGAAGUCAUGAAAUGGUUGUCCUCUCUGAAAGUGCUAAUGGGCACUGAGGACACAGACAGCGAUUCAUGA
Aspergillus thermomutatus is the source of this 906-nucleotide messenger RNA. RefSeq lists its product as uncharacterized. Bases 1 to 906 code for a protein of 301 amino acids. Gene Ontology annotation, cellular component: RAVE complex. The transcript is spliced from 4 exons. Lineage: Eukaryota; Fungi; Ascomycota; Eurotiomycetes; Eurotiales; Aspergillaceae. The record is from RefSeq and is a predicted model, not a curated record.